Lachancea nothofagi CBS 11611 is the source of this 801-nucleotide messenger RNA. The record is from the annotation of a GenBank genome assembly. Lineage: Eukaryota; Fungi; Ascomycota; Saccharomycetes; Saccharomycetales; Saccharomycetaceae.
AUGCCCAGGAAGCAUCUGGGAUCUCCGGAACAUCCCAGUUUUGAGCUGCCGUCUUUGCCUCCCUGGAGAACCCCGAAGAUCAAGAUUUUGCACCAUACGCCCUCCAGAGGUCAAUCAUUACUAGAUGAUGGAGAUAUCUUCGAAACACCAUAUGAACAGAAGCCUCCCGUGGCGCCAAACAGAGGCAAAAACCCGGAUAUUUACGAUUAUUCGCCGUUCAGCGACAAAGGACUGCUGACUGCCAGUAAAAGGGAGCAAUUGCUCAACUCCGAAGCCGCUACGCAUUGUUUGGUUUUCCACAAAACGAAGCACAAGUAUCCCCCACGCAAAAGUUUCCGGCCCGAUCUCGACCUAUGGUGCUGCGAUAGCUCAGCAGACGAAGCAGUCAACGAUAACGACAUCAACAAUGAUAAUGACGAUGAGUGUGGCCGGCUGGCAACGGCUACUAUUCUACCUCCCGUUGAACGACCAAACAUCCGCAGAUUCGAAAACAACGUUAGCACCGAGAAAACAACACUGCGAGAGUUUUGGAACGGUUCAGACGUCGCUGAUGUGCUGGAACGGAGCCAGCUUCGCGACAUCUGCUCCAUCUUGCAGCAAGAGAGAGACCUCAUCCACAAAUGCGAGCGUCAAAUUCAGCAGCUGGACCAUCUGCCGCACCAGAAUGAAACGGAACAUCCCUACCGAUGGCUCCGCAAGUACUGUAAGAAUGUUUGGGAUAAAGACUCCUGGAUGCUGGACGAAGAAGUACCCGGCCGCAUUGGUAUGAAUCGUGGUAGUGGUAUUAAUAGAGACACGUGA